AUGGACGCAGUCGGCGUGGCGUUCUUGGUGAUCGCCAUACUCGCCGUGUUUGGCGGUGUCGGAUAUUUUGCGUUUGUACGAUGGCGCGCAAACAAACUAGGGCUCCCACCGCCGACUGUCGCAUCCUUCAAUCCCUUCGGUCAAUCCGAGUACGGGGCGCAACCUGCGUCCGGUGGCAUAGGCGGCUGGUUUAGCAAGCUCAAGGGCCGCAACUCGAGAACGGCCGCCGGGGCGUACGAGGGCGCGGCAGGCGUCACCGCCGACCGAGGAGGAAGGCGAGGCGGGGGCGCGGCGCUGGACCCAGACGAGGCCUGGGACACGCGUGUCGGAAACGAGGUCUAUGGCUAUGAGGACCAGGAGCUGGGGCUCCACCCACAGCACGGCGGGUCGGCGUACCGCAUGAACCUGCCCGACGAGGACAGGAACGCCGCAGCUGGCCGCCCAGACUCGCCGCCGACGCGGAACCCGUUCGGCGACGACAACGCCUACGAGCAGCCCAGGGGCAGGGGUCGUAGCCGCGACGGCGGCCUGAACCCGUUUGACGAUGCCGCGGCCGCCGAGCCGAGCACCCUGCGCGGGCUCAGCCCCAGGCCUAUCAACACGGCGGUCUCGCCUGGUGCCAAGGGAGGAAACCCGAAUGAGACCUCUAGCGGGGAUAGUCCCACUGAGCGGAGAUCUAUCUUCAGAGAGAAUGUCUGA
Messenger RNA from Pyricularia pennisetigena, 699 nucleotides. RefSeq lists its product as uncharacterized. The transcript is spliced from 2 exons. The record is from RefSeq and is a predicted model, not a curated record. Bases 1 to 699 code for a protein of 232 amino acids. NCBI's taxonomy places the organism in Eukaryota, Fungi, Ascomycota, Sordariomycetes, Magnaporthales, Pyriculariaceae.